AUGUCUCGUCAUGGAGUACACGAUUCGGUGCUGCUGAUGGCGUCUUUUGCCACGUCCCAGCGGCAAAAACCGUACCGCAACAUCAACCGAAGCGAGACCAACACCACCGAUAUCAACCUGAACCUCGACAACCAAAGCGUUCGAACCAUAGACCAGCUUUCCACGGCCAGAGCAAGUGUGACGAUGCUGGACAAGCUCUGGACGCAGAUAGACGUGUUGGACGAUGUGAAAAGAAUGGCCCACGAAGUGCAAGAACGAGGGUCGUUCCUAAGCGAGGACUUCAGUGAGAAGCUUGUGCAAAUGAAGGAGGCCCAACAGCGACUUUUGGACGUGAUGGGCCGGCACCACGAACUCAGCGAAAAGAGCCGGCAAGAAAUGAAAGAACAGCUCGAGCAAGGCCCCGUAGAGCGGAUGGAGGAAGAGGCUAUUCGCAAGGAUAAUGAGGCAAAACAGAAGAAAAUGCAUGAUUUUUUCUUUGGCAACGAACGGGAGAACACCAGUGAAGAAACCAGGGAUUUUGAUGAGCUUAAUGACUACGUGGAUGAUGUGAGGGAGAAUUUGGCUGCUGUGGCGAAAAGCAUGGCCAAGUUUGAUGACACCACUAAGGAUUUAUGGUGA
Molecule: messenger RNA, 618 nt
Organism: Candidozyma haemuli
Lineage: Eukaryota; Fungi; Ascomycota; Pichiomycetes; Serinales; Metschnikowiaceae
Exons: 1
Coding region: 1-618 (205 amino acids)
Source: RefSeq, a predicted model, not a curated record